Molecule: messenger RNA, 396 nt
Organism: Batrachochytrium dendrobatidis JAM81
Lineage: Eukaryota; Fungi; Chytridiomycota; Chytridiomycetes; Rhizophydiales
Exons: 1
Coding region: 1-396 (131 amino acids)
Source: RefSeq, a predicted model, not a curated record
AUGACUUUGGGUCUUUGGAACAAACUUAGAAGGAGGGACGGUGGUGCCGCUGUCCUGCCUGUCACUCCUAUGAAUCUAACUAGCAUGCAGGGCAAUACAAACAGCACUGGUGGUAUUGACGAUAGUUUUAGAUAUGGUUUUGACCAUACCGAUUCUAUUGUGCCCAUGAGCAAUACACACUUUGGCUACACUUCCAACAAGCCAAUUCCCGAUACGUCGAUCAAUGUUCAGACCGAUGCUGGUUCGUGUAGUGACACGGAUGUUCUACAAUAUAUGCUAGCAGGCCAAGCCAAGUCUAAUCUAAAAAACACCACUUUACGGGCAAAUGCACGACAGCUAAAAGGCGGGCCCAGAGCCAAUUCCACUCAAGGUCAGUGCAAAAUAUUAAUUGCUUAA